Molecule: messenger RNA, 1519 nt
Organism: Dipodomys spectabilis (banner-tailed kangaroo rat)
Lineage: Eukaryota; Metazoa; Chordata; Mammalia; Rodentia; Heteromyidae
Gene: Cldn4
Product: claudin 4
Exons: 1
Coding region: 241-870 (209 amino acids)
Biological process (GO): bicellular tight junction assembly; cell adhesion
Cellular component (GO): plasma membrane; bicellular tight junction
Molecular function (GO): structural molecule activity
Source: RefSeq, a predicted model, not a curated record
AACCCACGGGAAGCCUCCCAUCAGAUCAGCGGCGAUCUGAGGUGAGCUGGUCAACUGGGAGCAACCUGUCUGCUUGCACUUGCUACUCUCGUACCUGAUUCUUUUGGGGCUCAGCCUUGAGGGGUCAGCAGUGUCUCUGAGCCACACAAGAAGAGGCUUUCUGUGGCCCUUUGGGAUUGUACAGCUUGCAGAGUGAGGUCUCCUACCUCUGGCCAUUCUCCAUCCUCCGGACACUGAGCCAUGGCCUCCAUGGGGCUGCAGAUGCUAGGCAUUGCCCUGGCCGUGCUGGGCUGGCUGGGCGCCAUCCUGAGCUGCGCGCUGCCCAUGUGGCGCGUGACGGCCUUCAUCGGCAGCAACAUUGUCACAGCGCAGACCAGCUGGGAGGGACUGUGGAUGAACUGCGUGGUGCAGAGCACCGGGCAGAUGCAGUGCAAGGUGUACGACUCGCUGCUGGCGCUGCCGCAGGACCUGCAGGCAGCCCGGGCGCUCAUCGUCAUCAGCAUCAUUGUGGCCGCCCUGGCUCUGCUGCUGUCGAUCGUGGGGGGCAAAUGUACCAACUGCGUGGAAGACGAGACCACCAAAGCCAAGAUCAUGAUCGUGUCAGGAGUGGUGUUCCUGCUGGCCUGCCUCCUGGUCAUUGUGCCCAUUUCCUGGACGGCGCACAACAUCAUCCGAGACUUCUACAACCCUCUGGUGGCAUCAGGGCAGAAGCGGGAGAUGGGAGCAUCUCUGUACAUCGGCUGGGCAGCGUCAGGGCUACUGUUGCUUGGAGGGGCCCUGCUGUGCUGCAGCUGCCCGCCCCGGCAGGACAAGCCCUACUCAGCCAAGUACUCAGCCGCCCGUUCCGCCCCAGCCAGCAACUAUGUGUGAGGCACCGCCACCCCGCUGUCCCCUCUGUCACUUGGCAUUUGCUUGGACUGAUGAGCUCAGCAGUCACCUCAAGAUGGCCCUGGCCUGGGCCCCUGGCUGUGGAAAGCUGUGACUGAGGCCCAGGGACAUCUCCUAAGGCCACCUUGAGCUCUCAACCUCAGAUGGACACUCUGCCCAGAUGGUAAUUCCAGCUUUUCUUUUUCUUUUCUUUUUUUGCUGGAGGGACCUGGGCACACCUAGCCGGCCUCAGGGUGCUGGGUGUGGAUCUGGGCUCCGGAUGGUGACGGUGACCUAGGCCUCACCCACCCACCUGCCCUAGGAAUGGAGCCUGAGUGGAUGGACAGGUUUGAGAGUAAAAACUGGUCUGGGAAGUGCUGGCUAGGGCAAGGCGAGGAAAGCUGCCCUGCCUUGCUGCCCUGUGGCUCAGCCCCUCGGCAGGACCCCCAUGCCUGGAGAUUGCCCCCCCACCCCACAAUCCUCUUUGUCUUAAGGACACUGGCCAGCAGGUGGAAGGUGGGGGGUGCUUUGUGCUCCCAGGAAAUCUGAGACUCACACUGCCCUCUGACUUCUCGUUCAUUUGUUUGUAAUUUAAGAUCUGUUCAUCACUUUAAUUAUUAUUUUCUACAAUAAAUGGGAAAUAUGCACGGAA